This is a messenger RNA of Didymodactylos carnosus, 1182 nucleotides long. Lineage: Eukaryota; Metazoa; Rotifera; Eurotatoria; Philodinida; Philodinidae. The record is from the annotation of a GenBank genome assembly.
AUGGCAACGGCAACACCAACACCAAAAUUUAGUAGAAAACGUUCCGCAGCAACAACAACUGUAAAUUUAAAACGUUCAAAAUUAAGAAAAUGUUCUAAAUCGGGUAAUGAUAGUAGCAACAGGCACGAAGAAGAUACACGUUUACCAUUCAAUGGUACGAGACUAAAAGAAUGGGAAGAAUACGAAAAAUGGAAAGAAGUUCGUGGUGAUAUUGAACCGACAAUGAAUUAUGUUGAAGUAACACCAGAAGCUAUUGAAGAAUUAAAAAAAAUUAAAAAUAUUAUUGGAGAUUAUAUUUGUCAAUUAUGUAAAGUUAAAUAUGAAAAUGCAUUUCAAUUAGCUAUGCACAAAUGUCCCAGAGUUGUACAUGUUGAAUUUCGUUGUCCUGAUUGCGAUAAAACUUUCAAUUGUCCAGCAAAUUUGGCAUCUCAUCGUCGUUGGCAUAAACCCGAGAAUAUUCGUACUCAUGCUCGCUAUUCUUCUAGAUCAGAGUCGUGUUCGACAUCAUCGCUAUCGGAUACAAUCAAUGGCGAUGAAGCAAAAUCUCAAAAACAAGUAAUAACAACUAGUAAAAAUCUGACUCUUGAAAAGCCGCCUAAAUCGGCAGUAAGAGAAUCUGUCGAACCAAAUAUUCAACAAAUUUCUAGUCUUAUAACAAAUCAUGAAUCAAGCACUAAUACAUUUCACAAUACACUAUCGUCAUUGUUAGAACCAGCACGUAACAGAUCUAUUCACAGUACACCAUUCCAUCCUCUUCUCAAUAUUUCGUCUCCUGUUCAUAAAUCGUUGUUCAACGGCACACAUCCAUUAGAUUUUGUUGAGCAUAAAACAGUACAAAACUUCCCAACGAACAUGGUACCUCUAAAUCGAACAUUUAUAAAUCCUGUGUUAGGACACAUCUUCAAUAGAUCACACGAUCAUUCUUCACUAACUCGAUUGGUUUUAGAACGUAAUCAUCAAUUAUUUCCAAUGAAUCAUACUACCGAAACUACGGCAUUUCGUGAACAUCCACCUAACAACGAUAACAAACAUUUUCAACAAUCUUGUAUAUUUUGUUCGGAACAGUUUCUUGAUUUAAAUCGAUUGAUUCAGCAUAUUCAGAAAAAACACGCUGUAAAGAAAACUAACUCUGCUAAUGGUAAUACAAAUACGUCUUUAACAGUAGAACAAAAUAUUGAAUGA